Messenger RNA from Aedes albopictus (Asian tiger mosquito), 3468 nucleotides. RefSeq lists its product as uncharacterized. The transcript has 2 exons. Lineage: Eukaryota; Metazoa; Arthropoda; Insecta; Diptera; Culicidae. The record is from RefSeq and is a predicted model, not a curated record. The coding region runs from base 1 to 3468 and encodes 1155 amino acids.
AUGAAUUUCGACAUGAAGUACUACAUGUUGCGUGCAUGCCUAUCGAAACGUCUCAAUCAAAAGGCUCAACCAGAUGUUCCUCCCGCGCAACCCGUCACACACACCAGUCACAUUCGAUUUCCAGAAAUCAAUCUUCCCCGCUUCAGUGGAAGACUCGCCGAUGGGUGCGUUUUUCGUGACGCAUUUGAUUCUGCAAUUGGAAGUCGUGUCGAAAUCAGUAAUGUCGAAAAGUUUCAAUAUCUCAAGGGGCUAGUUGCUGCCAAGAUCAUUGAGCCUAUUUCAAUUAGCGAGGACGGAUACCGCGACGCCUGGAGAGCGCUGAAACUACGUUAUGAAAACAAGCGGCAGCUCAUACGGUGCCACAUCAAGUCGUUGUUUGAGGUACCCAGUAUUAAGAAGGAAUCGGCUGACGAGCUACUCAACUUGGUGGACAGGUUUGAGCAGCAGAUUUCUGUCCUGAGGCGACUUGGAGAAGACACCAGUUCCUGGGAUUCGCUUUUGGUCUACCAGCUGUCUACUCGUUUGGAUCCGCACACGCUGAAAGAGUGGGAGAGCUACUGUGCCCGGCUGGACAGUGGCAAUGUUGCCAAUGUUCUUGGUGGUGCGGCAGGUGACGAUUCAGACGAUGAUGAUAUGCCUACGUAUAUGUCAAUGGUAAACUACCUGCAGAACUAUGCCAGAGUUUUGCAGUGUGUUAGUCCGUCUCCUGGUUCCAGUCGUGACCCUAGGGUGAAGCCAGUGAAGUCCGCCGCUCAUUUCAGUUCCUCGUCCUCCUCGCAAGGUGUACAAUCUGCUAGGAAGUGUGAAAAAUGCACCCAAAGCCAUUUCCUAUACCAUUGCCCUGAUUUCCAGAAGCUAUCUGAACAGCAACGGUUUGAAUUCGUCAAGGUCAAGAAGUUGUGUGCUAAUUGUCUCCGCAGUACGGAUCACUUAGCCAAGUCCUGUCAAAGCAAAACAUGCAACCGCUGUCAUAAGAAACACCACACUCUCCUCCAUGGGGCACAAUUCGUGCUACAGCCCUCGUCUGGUCCUCAAGAAAGCGCGUCUGUCUCUCUUGUUGCACAACCCUCUGCUCCGUCCCUUGCUCAACCGACUCCGCCUCCUGUAGUGAAUGUUCCUGCGUCAUCGUCGCAGAAUCUGUCCCAACCUCCAAGGUUGUCCCCGGUUGUCGGUUCGCAUCCUCCACAACGUUCUACAGUGCCAACAGUUCCUGGAAACCUGCACUUUGCCAUGAUGGCAUACGACAAGGAGAAUGUACACUCGUUGCACAAUUAUGGGUCACUCAAGGAACAAUCAUUCUAUAUUAUGCUACCAGGAUCAACAAUCAAUAUCUGGGAAUGGCAUAUUCCUGAAACACUGCGUCUUGCUGAUCCAACGUUCCACGUGUCGAAUGAAAUUGACAUAAUCUUGGGAGCUCAAUUCUUCUUCGACACUCUUCGCUACGGUCGUAUCCAGCUUGGUGAGCAGUUGCCGGUUUUGAAGAAUUCUGUACUCGGUUGGGUGGUGUCAGGACCGUGCACCAUUCGCGAUCACGACCAUGCUGAUCCUCGUACCUGUUUGAUAAGUAGCGCCGUCCACGUGGAAGAAUUGCUUCGAAAGUUUUGGGAGUUGGAAACCGUUCAUGACACCAAAGGUUGGUCAGCAUCUGACAAGUUUUGCGAGGAACAUUUCCUGGCCAAAACUACCCGGACCCCCGAAGGUCGAUACGUCGUUGGAUUGUCAAAACGCGAAGAACUCGUCCCACAAUUGGAUGACAACGUGUACCAGGCCCCACGACGCUUCUAUUCCCUGGAGCGUUCCCUCAUGACCGACCCGCAGAAAAGGGAUCUGUAUCAAGAUUUCAUCGCCCAGUACAUUGCACUGGGGCAUAUGCGCGAAGUGUCAGAAGAGGAACUGAACGUCCAACCGCAGUUUGUUCUCCCACAUCAUGGAGUUCUGAAGCCGGAGAGCAUCACCACCAAACUCAGAACUGUGUUUGAUGCAUCCUGCAAAUCACGCUCUGGCUUGUCUCUAAACGACGUCCUUGUUCCUGGUCCCACGAUCCAGCAAAUGCUAGUGGAAAUUGUUCUGCGGUUCCGAUUGUACCGUUUCGUGGUGACCGCCGAUAUCGAAAAGAUGUAUAGGCAGAUUCUGGUUCAUUCGUCCGAUCAAGCGUUACAACGAAUAUUGUGGCGUGAUGAUCCUGAGCUCCAUUUGAAGGUGUACCAGUUACUCACCAUCACGUACGGUUUGAACAACUCGCCCUUCCUAGCAAUGCGCGUUCUUCAACAGAUGGCUACGGACGAAGAAUGCCGAUUUCCGCUUGCGGCUAGAAUAGCUCUGCAAGAUUUCUAUGUGGACAACCUCCUUACUGGUUUCAACGACGCGGAGCACUUGAAGGUUAUCGUGCGAGAAAUGAUUGGACUCCUGGACGCCGGAGGUUUCCCUCUUCGGCAGUGGUCGUCUAACUGCCAAGACGUGUUGGAUAUUGUACCACAGAAUCUUCGAGAAACACGUACACUGCUAGAACUAGAUCGAGACACAUCCGUUAACGCGCUUGGUCUACGUUGGGAGCCUGCCACUGAUCAACUUUCGUUCAAACUACCGAAUUGGAAGGAGAAUCGGCAAAUCACCAAGAGAACCGUGCUGUCGCAGAUGAGCAGCCUAUUUGAUCCCCUCGGGCUGCUAGGUCCUACAAUCGUCCGCGCUAAAAUUAUAAUGCAAGCCCUCUGGAAACGCCAAUUGGAAUGGGAUACUCCACUUCCGGUGCAGUUUGAAAAGGAAUGGAUUUCGUAUCAGCGAGAUCUGGAUCAUCUAGAAGGUUUUCGUAUUCCGCGGUUGGUCAUGCUCUCACCGCAUCAAACGUUGGAAAUCCAUGGCUUCAGCGACGCAUCCCUGCAGGCAUACGGAGCAUGUGCGUAUAUAAGGUCGAUCAUGUUGAAUGGCCAAUGCUAUACCCAACUGCUAACGGCUAAGUCGCGCGUAGCUCCGCUCAGCAGCAAGUCAAUACCAAGACUGGAGCUCCCCGCUGCGCUGCUGUUGUCACAUCUUCUGGCUCAGAUCCAGAAAAGCACUUCGCUCGUGGCUCCAGUAUACCUAUGGACAGAUUCAACCAUAACACUGGAUUGGAUCUCAGCUCCGCCUUCAACCUGGAAGACCUUCUGCAAUCGAGUUGCAGAAAUUCAGGAGUUGACCGCUGCCGCAUCUUGGAACCAUGUGCCUUCCGAGGACAAUCCCGCUGACCUGCUGUCCAGGGGAACCAGCCUAGAGAACCUUGUCGAAAGCAGUCUAUGGUGGAACGGACCCAUCUGGAUCAGAUCAUCGAGUGAACCAUGGCCGAAGAAAUACGUUUCGCGAAAGCAGAACCCCGAAGAUCCAGAACUACGGAAAGUUGUUGCCCUGCCUGUAUUCACAGAACCAGAGGACAUUAUCGAUCGUGGUGGCUCCGGUUCGUCGAGAACACUCGUUUGCCGAAAAGUGAUCGCGUAA